Messenger RNA from Theileria annulata, 1503 nucleotides. RefSeq names its product RhoGAP protein, putative. Gene Ontology annotation, biological process: signal transduction. The transcript is spliced from 5 exons. NCBI's taxonomy places the organism in Eukaryota, Apicomplexa, Aconoidasida, Piroplasmida, Theileriidae. Bases 1 to 1503 code for a protein of 500 amino acids. The record is from RefSeq and is a predicted model, not a curated record.
AUGAGUUCAUUAUCAUAUAAUGUUUCUGGAGUACUUUAUGAUUCUGAUUCUGAAUCUAUAGAAUAUAAUGGACUUACAUAUGAUGAUUUAUUACAUUCUAAUUUCAAUGAUACAACAUUUAAUGAGAAUUAUUUGGCACGUUAUAUUGGUAAAGGACCAAAUAUGGAACGUAUAUUAUUAAUAAUACCAUCAGUAUCAUCUAAAGUUAAUUUGAAUUAUGAUGACUCUUUAAGAUUUAUUAUUAAAAUUCUUGAUGAACAUCUUGAUCGGAAAUAUUCACUUGUUAUUUGUCAAACUUGUAUUUCUUGGACUGAUUCUAAUUCAUAUUUUUUUGUUAAUCAGUGGUAUAAUAUGUUACCACGUUAUAAAAAGAAGAAUCUAGUUAAAGUAUAUUUAAUACAUUCAUUAAUGAUGACAAAGACAUUUUUGACCUUAUCAAAUCCAUUCAAGAGUUCAAAAGCAUUAGACAAAGUUGAAGUUUUUGAUACAUUAUCUGAUGUAUUACAUAAACUUGAACUUAAUAAACGAAAUAUGUUACGUAAUUUUCCAUAUAUUGUACAAAGAGCUGAAGAAAUAAAUUUAGGUAUACAACGGCCAAUCUCACCAUUUGGUACUGAUUUAUGGAUACUAUCAGCACGUCUAGGUAUAAGAUAUAAAGAAUUUCAUCAUAUACCAUCGAUAUUGUGUUAUGUAUUACAAUAUUUGGAAUCGAAAGAAUAUGUGACAACACAGAAUUUAUUACAUUUACAAAUGGAUUCGACAAGAUUAUAUGAAGUAGUGACGAAAGUAGAGGAAUUGGGUGAGAAUUAUGAAUUUUUAUCAGUAGAAGAGGUUGUUUUAGUAUUUCGAUUAAUUUUGGGUACACAAAGAUGUGGUUUAUUUGGUGAAGCACAUACACAAUUUGCAUCAUUAAUUGUUAAUAAAUCAACAUUUGAAGAAGCACAAGAAGAAUUAAAACGUCAAGUCAAAUCACUUAAAAGUGAAUUAUUCGAAUGUAUCUUGUGCAUUAUUAAAACUUUACGUGUUAUUGUACGGAAUAGUAAUCGAAAUGGAAUGAAUUUAAAAAUCAUUUCUAAAACCAUGGCACCUUUCUUUUUUAGACCAUUAAAACCUGAUGUUUAUAUUUAUAAACUUUUACAAUUGUAUGAAGGAUUAUUAUCAAGUAUGAUAGAGAAGCCAGGAUUAUAUUUUGAUAAAGAUCCACAAACUAAACUUGUUAAACAAGAACAUACCAAUACUGAAUCUACCAAAGAAUCAACUAGAGAAACUAAAGAAUCUACUAGAGAAACUAGAGAAGGUAAAUCAAAAGAAUCUAAAUCACGUGAAACAUCAAGAGAAUCAAAAUCUAGAGAUGUCUCUAGGGAAUCUAAAAGAGAAACUACUAGAGAAUCUAAAUCUAGAGAAGUAUCUAGAGAAACUACUAGAGAAAAGGGUAGUAGAUUAAUAGAAGAUAAAAGCCCAAGAAAUGAUUCUAUUAAUCUUUCUGAUACACAUUCCAAUUAA